Molecule: messenger RNA, 3238 nt
Organism: Cyprinodon variegatus (sheepshead minnow)
Lineage: Eukaryota; Metazoa; Chordata; Actinopteri; Cyprinodontiformes; Cyprinodontidae
Gene: atp8b4
Product: ATPase, class I, type 8B, member 4
Exons: 23
Coding region: 192-3101 (969 amino acids)
Biological process (GO): phospholipid translocation; Golgi organization
Cellular component (GO): plasma membrane
Molecular function (GO): ATP binding; ATP hydrolysis activity; ATPase-coupled intramembrane lipid carrier activity
Source: RefSeq, a predicted model, not a curated record
AGUCCAGCUGGUUCAGUUCAGGUGGUGCUGAUGGUUCAGGAGGCAUUCAGCGCCUGUGAGGAAAUGUGAGGAAUGCGUCGCUUGGAAUAAGUAGAUGGUCUCUAAAGACUGGCAGGAUUCAUGGAGACAACAGAAGAGCGCGUCUGUUACAAAGUUGGACAAGGGGAAAUCUGGGAAGGUCCCAGGAAAAGAUGCCAAUCUGGAGGAGAAAUACUUCUGUUGAGAAGGAACGCCGUGUCAAAGCCAACGCACGGGAAUACAAUGAGAAGUUCUCAUAUGCGAACAAUCACAUUAAGACCUCAAAGUACAAUAUCUUCACCUUCCUGCCCAUAAACUUGUUUGAGCAGUUCCAGAGGGUGGCCAAUGCUUAUUUUGUGGUGCUGCUCAUACUUCAGUUGAUUCCAGAAAUCUCGUCCCUGUCCUGGUUCACCACCAUUGUGCCUUUGGUUUUGGUGCUGGUGAUCACCGCAGUCAAAGAUGCCACAGAUGACUAUUUUCGACAUAAGAGUGACCAGAAAGUGAACAACCGUCAGUCUCAGGUUCUCAUCAGAGGAAGUUUACAGAGGGAGAAAUGGAUGAAUGUGCGAGUGGGCGACAUCAUCAAACUGGAAAACAACCAGUUUGUUGCUGCAGACAUCCUCCUCCUGUGUAGCAGCGAGCCUUAUGGCCUGUGCUAUAUCGAGACUGCAGAGCUGGAUGGAUCAUCUUAUUUUGCUGUUCAAAUUAAGAUUUUUGCCUUCCUCAUCUGUAUGGGAGUGAUUCUGGCAAUCGGAAACACCAUUUGGGAGACUUAUAUCGGCAGAGGGUUCCAGGUGUUCUUACCAUCAGAGGAGUUUCAGAGCAGUGCCGUUUUUUCUGGCUUCCUCACCUUCUGGUCCUACAUCAUCAUCCUCAACACUGUUGUGCCUAUCUCCCUGUAUGUCAGUGUGGAGGUCCUGCGACUCGGUCACAGUUUCUUCAUUAAUUGGGACCAGAAGAUGUACUUCACUCAGACUGAUACCCCGGCUGAGGCUCGCACCACCACUCUGAACGAAGAGCUCGGUCAGGUGGAGUUCAUCUUCUCCGAUAAGACCGGCACGCUCACACAGAACAUCAUGGUAUUCAGCAAGUGCUCCAUUAACGGACAGACGUACGGUGAUGUUUACGAUGAAUUCAAUGAGAAGGUGGAAAUUACAGAGAAAACAGCGUGCGUGGAUUUCUCCUUCAACCCCCUCUUGGACAGAGGCUUUAAGUUUUACGACAGCAGCCUGGUUGAAGCUGUUAAACGGGAGGAAUCUUCAGUGCAGGAGUUCUUCAGGCUGCUGGCUCUGUGCCACACCGUCAUGUCCGAGGAGAAGAGUGAAGGGAAUCUGGUGUACCAGGCCCAGUCACCUGAUGAGGGAGCGUUGGUAACAGCAGCACGAAACUUUGGGUUUGUCUUCCGGGCUCGAACGCCAGAAACCAUCACACUAUGUGAGAUGGGAAGAGCCGCCACCUAUGAGCUGCUGGCCAUACUGGACUUCAACAACGUGCGCAAGAGAAUGAGUGUCAUUGUAAGAAAUCCCAAAGGUCAGAUUAAACUGUACUGCAAGGGAGCCGACACCAUCAUCUUUGACCGUCUGGAUCCGUCCAGUGAAGAGCUGAUGUACGCUACCUCAGAACACCUCAGCGAAUUUGCAGGAGAAGGGCUUCGGACGCUAGCUCUCGCAUACAAAGAUCUCAGUGAAGACUAUUAUGAAGUCUGGAAGAAGAAGCUGUACCAUGUGAGCACCGUGAUUGAGAACCGGGAAGAGCAGCUGGCUGUCCUGUACGAGGAAAUUGAGUGGGACAUGAAGCUUCUUGGAGCCACGGCAAUAGAGGAUAAACUUCAAGAUGGAGUGCCUGAGACAAUCGCCUGCCUGAAUCUAGCUGACAUCAAGAUUUGGGUCCUAACAGGAGACAAACUAGAGACGGCGAUGAACAUCGGCUAUUCCUGCAACAUGCUGCGAGACGACAUGAAUGAGGUGUUUGUUAUCUCUGGACUCACACAGCUGGAGGUGCAGCAGCAGCUCAGGAGUGCUAAGGAGCGCGUCAUCGGUCUGAGCCGGCUGAGCAGCACAGGAGGCGCUGAGAAGGACGACAUGUUUUUAGAAGAUUCAGUUUUUGAAGAAGCCAUCAUUGCAGAGUAUGCCUUAAUUAUCAAUGGCCACAGCUUGGCUCACGCUCUGGAGCCCCAGCUGGAGCAGACGUUGCUGGAUUUGGCCUGUUUGUGUAAAACGGUCAUUUGCUGUCGGGUCACGCCGAUGCAGAAAGCUCAGGUGGUGGAGCUGGUGAGGAGGCACAAGAGGGCCGUCACGCUGGCUGUAGGAGACGGCGCCAACGACGUCAGCAUGAUCAAAACCGCCCACAUUGGUGUAGGCAUCAGCGGACAGGAGGGGAUGCAGGCCGCUCUGGCCUCAGAUUACUCCUUCGCUCAGUUUCGAUUCCUGCAGAGGCUCCUGUUGGUCCACGGCCGCUGGUCCUACUUCCGAAUGUGUAAUUUCUUGGCCUACUUCUUCUACAAGAACUUUGCCUUUACCCUGGUUCACUUCUGGUAUGGCUUCUUCUGUGGUUUCUCAGCACAGACUGUGUACGACCAGUGGUUCAUUACACUCUUCAAUAUUGUCUAUACAUCUCUACCAGUGCUGGCAAUUGGACUUUUUGAUCAGAACAAGAGAAAUCCAAAUUUUCCGACCACACAGAACGACUCCACUAAAUACAGAAAAUGCUGUGAAAUCCAACAAUCUCAGAGAAAUAAGAUUCCUUCUAUCUCUGUCUUUGCUCUGUGGUCACAGGUUCGUCAUUUGCAGCAGUCCAGGAAGAGGCACAGACCUCAGGAGCAGAGCCUAAGGCGAGUCCGCAGAACCAGCUCCCGCCGCUCUGCCUAUGCCUUCUCCCACCAGCAGGGCUACGGAGAGCUGAUCACCUCAGGCAAAAACAUGAGAAUGAGCGAAAUAUCUUCCACUCACUCCCUGGAGAGAACAGCACAAAGUUCCAGCUGGAUAGAAAACAUCCUUAAGCGGAAGAACGAAGUCUCGUGUAUCUCAGCUGAAACACCAGAGAACCGUAAAGACUCAAAGGCAUCAGCAAAUAGACUGCAGUAACACAGGAAGUGCCUCAACAAAAUAUUCAUACCCAAUUGUCUUUUCACAUUUUUUAUUCUGCAAAGUCGUACAUUAUUGCAUUUAAUUGGAAUUUUAUAACGGCCCAAAACAAAGUGGUGCAUAAUUAUCUCCACAGA